This is a messenger RNA of Schizophyllum commune H4-8, 2273 nucleotides long. RefSeq lists its product as uncharacterized. The transcript is spliced from 8 exons. Gene Ontology annotation, biological process: protein monoubiquitination; protein polyubiquitination. The record is from RefSeq and is a predicted model, not a curated record. Bases 10 to 2232 code for a protein of 740 amino acids. Gene Ontology annotation, molecular function: metal ion binding; ubiquitin protein ligase activity. NCBI's taxonomy places the organism in Eukaryota, Fungi, Basidiomycota, Agaricomycetes, Agaricales, Schizophyllaceae.
GUCCACCUCAUGUCUCGCGAUGCAGAGGUAUCUGUCAAGCAGGAGAAUCACAACGACGAUAAUGUGGCCUCGGACGAUCGGGAAGAUGCAGUAGAGGAUCUCGACUUCGAAGAUGACGGCCACAAUUGCAGCAUCUGCCUGCAGGAGCUGGUGGACCGCACCGUCAUCCCUACAUGUUCACAUGAGUUUUGCUUUGAGUGCCUUCUAAUAUGGACAGAGCAAUCCCGCAAAUGCCCCCUCUGCAACCAAAACACGGGGGACCACCUCAUUCACAACAUUCGCUCCAAUUAUGACUACCAGAGACACUAUCUUAAUCCUCUGCGUACGUCUCCCAAGCCUGCUUUGGCAGUACGAUCGACCGCUGCCGCGCCUAUCAGACGCAGACGCGCAGAGCGCGAAUGGGGUCGCAGAGCCGCCCGGCAAGCAGAGUCGGACAGACUCGACGAGUCUAUACGGAAGCGGCGCUGGGUGUACCAGCAUGGCUUGUAUGCAAAACAUGUAGCAUCUAAUUCCUUCACCCGAUACCGCCCAUACCCUACCCCCGCCCAAUUCGCCGGCUCUCACGACUUAAUCGCCCGCACCACUGCAUUUCUCCGCCGCGAGCUACAGGUCUGGGUGAACCUUGAUGUCGAGUUUUUGACUACCUUCAUUAUCUCCAUUAUGAAGUCUAUUGACAUCCGCGCCGAGUCAGCGAUUAAAUUGCUCGCCGAGUUUCUGGACAUGGAUUCGCCGUAUGUCGAAGGCAAUAGGCAUCCGAAUGCCGAGCACUUCGCCCAUGAAGUGUACUCCUUUGUCCGCUCGCCAUACAAGGACCUCUUCGUUUAUGACCGCGUUGUUCAGUACGACGCCGACAUCGCAUACACUCCCGAAGUGCGUCGCCGCCCUUCACAUUACUCUCCUCGUUCGGUCUCUCCUAUUGGGGAAGGCUCGCGGAGAUCACCCAGAUCACGUUCUCGCUCGCCACGCCCCCCGAAGCGACGCACGCGAUCCCACUCACGGUCCCGGUACCGACCGACCGCUCGUCAACGAAGACGGACGUCCCAAAGGCGAUAUUACUCCCCCGAACUUUCUUGGUCCCCUUCUGGAAGAUGCCGCGAAGUCUCGCCGGACGAAGAACAUGACCGGCGAUCUCGCGCAGCGUUCUCCCCUUCGCCCAUGCGCGGUGUAUCACCGUCUGGGGACGAUGGGGACGCGUCUGAAGACAAAUCGACAGCUCGGCGCAGCACGAGGGAGCACGACGUCGGCGCAAAUACACACGAGCGUGGGAGGGAGGGGAUUCUCAGCGAGAAGGCGCGUGGGAAGUUGCCUCUGCGGGGAGAGCGCCAUCAUCACACCCGAGGCCAUGAUGUCGGCAUCAGCCCGAAUCUUGGGAGCGCCCAAACGCCGGCAGUAGGCCGAAAUACAGUCAGCGAGGAGAGGGAGGUCCCUGCGGUCGAGGAGAAUGUUCUUGAGGCAGCGCCUCCUCGUGAAGGCGUGGCGGAAGGCACAAAGGCGAGCUCCACUCCCUUUGAGAGCAUUUCUGAAGAGAAAGGCGAGCGGCGCAAGAAACCGCCGCGUCCAUUCAGUCUCCGAGACUCAGUACACGCGCACAUCCUGGGCUCGAGGCCCGCACGCACGGAGUUACAACGGACCCACCAGCCUUCCGUGUCGAGCAAACAGGUGUUUACGCAGGGAGGCGCAGCUCCUUCAGAGCGGCCCCCUGCGCUCUUGGCCCGGCUUUCCGAUCCUAUUUCGACGAGCUUCGGGCCCGAGAAAAUGGUGGCACGCUCCCACCGUCCCGCCCUUCUUGAGCGCUUGUCCGACCGCCUGACCGAAGGUUCAACGUCCUCGAACAAGAGUCCGGGUAAGCCAGAUAGCGCAGAAUCUCAUACGCCCGAGGGCGAACACACCGCGCCGCCGUCGACCCCUUCUGAACAAUUGCGCGCCCGGAGGUCGCCGGGUCAUUUGCGUAAGCAGGACGGGCACGCUGCGAGGGCAGCCCCGCUUGUAUCGCCUGCCCCCCUCGAUGCUGAGCAAGAAGUCGAUAAAGGUGCCACCGGCUCCCAAGCGAGCUCGGCGGCAGACGAGGGCCGCGCGCGUCUCCUGCGCCGCCUCAUGAAGGAGAGAAAUGCGGUCCAUCGGGAGCCAGAGCCCGCAGCGGUGGAUAACGCGCAAUCUCUAGCCAUGGAGGCAGAGCUGCGCUCCCGCGCGAAGGUACGAAUGAGGUUGGCGGCGCUGAAGGGUGACGUAUAGUAGGCCUCCGUAGUACCACAAAUGCAUACCGUGCCUUUGCU